Neoarthrinium moseri is the source of this 2229-nucleotide messenger RNA. RefSeq lists its product as uncharacterized. The record is from RefSeq and is a predicted model, not a curated record. Gene Ontology annotation, biological process: hydrogen peroxide catabolic process; cellular response to hydrogen peroxide. NCBI's taxonomy places the organism in Eukaryota, Fungi, Ascomycota, Sordariomycetes, Amphisphaeriales, Apiosporaceae. Gene Ontology annotation, molecular function: catalase activity; heme binding. Gene Ontology annotation, cellular component: cytosol. The transcript is spliced from 2 exons. Bases 1 to 2229 code for a protein of 742 amino acids.
AUGGCAGAGAGCAAGUGUCCCGUUCAUCGCCAAAUGAACGUCGGCGGCGGUGGCACCAGGAACAAGGACUGGUGGCCCGAGGCCCUGAAGCUCAACAUCCUCCGCCAGCACACAGAUGUCACGAACCCCCUCAAGGACUUCGACUAUGCCGAGGCCUUCAAGAGCCUAGACUACUUUGCCCUCAAGAAGGAUCUCGAGGCCCUCAUGACAGACUCCCAGGACUGGUGGCCUGCGGAUUUCGGUCACUAUGGAGGUCUGUUCAUUCGAAUGGCCUGGCACAGUGCUGGCACUUACAGGACCUUCGAUGGCCGCGGCGGUGGUGGCCAGGGUCAACAACGAUUUGCACCCCUUAACAGCUGGCCUGACAAUGUCAGUCUGGACAAGGCCCGCCGACUCCUGUGGCCGAUUAAGCAGAAGUACGGCAACAAGAUCUCGUGGUCUGACCUGAUGCUCCUGACUGGAAACGUUGCCCUCGAGUCCAUGGGUUUCAAGACAUUCGGCUUUGCCGGUGGCCGUCCCGACACUUGGGAGGCCGAGGAGUCGGUCUACUGGGGUGGUGAGACCACCUGGCUGGGCAACGACGUUCGAUACGCGUCCGGCUCCGAGGGUCUUGCAGGGGAGGGUGUCCUUGUUGGCGACGAGAAGGCCGCCAAGGAUAUCCACAGCCGCAAGCUGGAGCAGCCCCUGGGAGCUGCUCACAUGGGUUUGAUCUAUGUCAACCCAGAGGGCCCCGACGGCAACCCUGACCCUGUUGCUGCUGCCAAGGACAUUCGCACAACCUUCGGUCGCAUGGCCAUGAACGACGAAGAGACCGUUGCGCUUAUUGCCGGUGGCCACUCUUUUGGAAAGACACAUGGUGCUGCUCCCUCUGACAACGUCGGAGCCGAGCCAGAAGGAGCCAGCAUUGAGGCACAGGGCUUCGGCUGGGACAACAAGCACGGCUCUGGAAAGGGCCCUGACACCAUCACCAGUGGUCUGGAGGUCAUCUGGACCAAGACUCCCACCAAGUGGAGCAACAACUACUUCGAGUACCUCUUCAAGUACGAGUGGGAGUUGACCAAGAGCCCGGCUGGUGCGAACCAAUGGGUUGCCAAGACUGACGACCUUAUCAUUCCUGAUGCCUACGACUCGAACAAGAAGCACAAGCCCACCAUGUUGACGACCGAUCUUUCGCUGCGCUUCGAUCCCGAGUACGAGAAGAUUUCGCGCCGUUUCUUGGAGAACCCCGAUCAGUUCGCUGAUGCCUUUGGUCGUGCCUGGUUCAAGCUGCUGCACCGUGACCUGGGCCCCAAGUCGCGCUACCUUGGACCCGAGAUCCCGAAGGAGGACCUGUUGUGGCAGGACCCUGUUCCUCCCGUCGACCACGAGCUGGUCAACGAGAGCGAUAUCGCUGCUCUCAAGAAGGAGAUCCUGGCCUCCGGUGUUGAUGUCUCCAAGCUAGUGUCUACUGCUUGGUCAUCCGCGUCCACUUUCCGUGGCAGCGACAAGCGUGGAGGUGCCAACGGUGCCCGCAUCCGCCUCGCUCCCCAGAAGGACUGGAAGGUCAACAACCCGGCGCAGCUGACUCAGGUUUUGGGUGCCCUCGAAGGAAUUCAGAAGAAAUUCAGCAAGAAGAUCUCGUUGGCUGAUCUGAUCGUUCUGGCCGGCUCGGCCGCUGUUGAGAAGGCUGCUAAGGAUGCAGGCUACAACGUGACGGUUCCCUUCACACCUGGCCGUACAGAUGCCACCCAGGAGCAGACAGACAUUGAAUCUGUGGGCCACCUGGAGCCAUAUGCUGAUGGUUUCCGCAACUAUGGCAAGUCGACAUCGCGCGUCAAGGUGGAGAACUUCCUCGUCGACCGUGCGCACCUGUUGACGCUUACUGCUCCCGAGCUUACCGCCGCCAUUGGCGGUCUGCGUGUGCUCAACACCAACUACGACGGCUCCUCCCACGGUGUCUUCACCAAGCGCCCAGGACAGCUGACCAACGACUUCUUCGUCAACCUACUCGACAUGAGCACUGCAUGGAAGGCAACCGACGAGUCCAAGGAGACAUUCGAGGGCACUGACCGCAAGACUGGCGCCAAGAAGUGGACUGCCACUCGCGCCGAUCUCGUCUUCGGCUCUCACGCCGAGCUGCGUGCCAUUGCAGAGGUGUACGGCCAGGCCGACGGAGGCGAGAAGUUCGUCAAGGACUUCGUGGCUGUGUGGACUAAGGUGAUGAACGCCGACCGAUUCGACAUCAAAUAG